Molecule: messenger RNA, 1500 nt
Organism: Aureobasidium melanogenum CBS 110374
Lineage: Eukaryota; Fungi; Ascomycota; Dothideomycetes; Dothideales; Saccotheciaceae
Product: MFS general substrate transporter
Exons: 4
Coding region: 1-1500 (499 amino acids)
Biological process (GO): transmembrane transport
Cellular component (GO): membrane
Molecular function (GO): transmembrane transporter activity
Source: RefSeq, a predicted model, not a curated record
AUGGCGCUACCCCAGUCCCACGCCGAGAAGACGGUGGAAAAAGUCGAGGCUGAUCAGAUUGAGGAUAUCGAAUACGUCAAAGAUGGACAAGGAUUGAUGCACCUCGACGAUGGUGCUCAACGUGCCUUGACCCGAAAGGUGUUGUGGAAACUUGACACAAGAAUUCUUCCUGUGCUUGCCCUCUUGUUCCUCUGCUCGUUCCUCGAUCGUACCAAUGUCGGCAACGCCAAGAUCCUUGGCCUUGAAAAAAGCAUUGGCAUUAAUGAUCACCAAUACGCCGUCGGAUUGGCCAUCUUCUUCGCUUUCUACAUUGUCAGCGAGUUGCCCAGUAAUCUAGUCCUCAAGAAGGUGUCUCCCCGGAUAUGGUUGCCAUGCCUCACCUUCGCAUGGGGCAUUGUUGGCAUGUGUCUCGGCUUCAUCCAGAACUAUGCUGGAUUUCUUGUUGUCCGUGCCAUGCUGGGUGUCACUGAAGGUGGUCUGCUUCCCGGCAUGGUCUUGUAUCUCUCAGGAAUGUAUACCCGUGGAGAACUGGCAUUGAGAAUUGGACUUUUCUAUACUACGGCGUCCCUGUCGGGCGCUUUUGGUGGUCUUCUUGCGCGUGGUCUUUCAUCUAUCGGUGCUGUUGGCGGCGUGCACGCAGGCUGGCGAUGGAUUAUGAUCGUUGAGGGAUUGUUGACAGCUGUGGUUGGCGCUUCAGCUUAUUUCUUACUUCCGAACAACAUCUCGACAGCCAAGUUUCUCACAGAAGAAGAACGCGAGUUUGCUCUGUAUCGUCUGAGCAGAGACUACUCGUUUGGUAUCACUUCAGGAGUGACUACCGAGCCAGAACGUUUCCGCUGGUCCGAGGUUCGACGUGGAGUGUUGGACCCGUCGCUUUGGUUCUCGGCAUCUGCUUAUUUUGCAAUCCUUGCCGGGCUCUAUUCAUUUGGUCUGUUCCUGCCCACCAUCAUUGCUGGUCUCGGAUAUACUGCCAAUGAAGCGCAAUUGUGGUCAGUUAUUCCAUAUGCUGUUGCAGCUUGCAUCACUGUCGUUGCGGCCGUGUUAUCUGAUCGCCUCCGUCUACGUGGACCAGUAAUGUUAUGCACACUUCCAUUGGCCAUCAUUGGAUAUGCUGUCAUCGCAAAUGUCAAGUCAAAUCACGUCAAAUUUGGCAUGACCUUUAUGAUGGCAACAGGACUUUACGCGAGCGUACCUCCCGUCCUGGUCUGGAUCUCGAAUAACUCUGCUGGCCACUACAAGAGAGCAACAGCAACCGGUCUCCAACUUGCUAUUGCCAAUUGUGGUGGAUUUGUCUCUGCCUUUACGUACAAGAAGUCGGAGAAACCACAAUAUCACGAGUCCCAUACCACAGUCCUCGGUCUGCUUGUAUUUGCGUGGUUCAUGGUGCUUUUCAAUGUUCUUUAUUGUCACAAGGUCAACAAGGAUAAGGAAGCUGGCAAGUACGACCAGUACAUUGCAAGUGGAGACGAUCGUGAUCCAAGUUUCAAGCUCAUGCUGUAG